CCUUGGAAGUUGGAAACCUCAACUCAAGCGCCUUCAUAGUUCAGCCUUAAACCCUUGAUGAGUACUUCCAACCAGACAUCAAGAAAUCAAAAACUAGAGUCAAAAUCCCAACUUCCGUAAGUUUUUGAGUCCACUCUUAGUUCCUUUUCCAUUCUUCUAUGCCAAAAAAUGGCAAAUCUAAUGCACAAACUCUUCAAGAACAAAUCUAGUCAAAGAAUCGUCGUAUCUCUCCAGAACCCACAACAACAACUCCCCAAACUUAGUCCUUCACUUAUUCCUGAACAAACCCACCAUUAUUCAUUAGCCAAACCAGAAUUUUUAAACUACUCAAAUCUUUUCCUCAAUACCAAAUCCUCGGAAAAUUGCAAAUCUGCUGAACCCUUGAAGUUUUACCCCAAUUUCCCAUUUGGGUAUAUAUUGAAUCCCAUUAACUCAGUUCGGUUUGAUCCAUUGGAGGCAGUAGUGGUUGAGGAGGGGGCAGCAGAGACUGAGGAUGAUGAUGCUGGAAAAGUUUGGGCAGAUAGUGUGAAGAAGAAGAGGAAGAAGAAGAUGAACAAGCACAAGUACAAGAAGCUUAGGAAGCGUCUUAGGAGAAAGACUUAGACUUUCCUUUGGCGAGCAUUCAUGGGGAGUUGUUUUAUUUCCUCUGUUUUUUAUAUGCAAAGAUUUUGGAAUUCGAUCAUAUGUGAUUGAAAUUUUGGAUUUUUUUUAAUUGUUGACAAAGCCCGAUUUCAGAACUGGAAUGGAAUGUUGAGAAUUUUUUUAUCUAUUGACAAUAAGAUUAA
Molecule: messenger RNA, 785 nt
Organism: Theobroma umbraticum
Lineage: Eukaryota; Viridiplantae; Streptophyta; Magnoliopsida; Malvales; Malvaceae
Source: RefSeq, a predicted model, not a curated record